CAGCUUCACUUGGUUGGUCUCUGUCAGCCAGGUUGUAGAAUGUUCUGUGGAAGAAAAGCCGAUGGUCUUCAGCGGUGACUUAGACCUGAUCCCCGGUCAAGCCAAUCCGUGACACUGACUGGUAACUGCACAGCUGUAAAAGAGCCAUUUACUGAUGUCAUAUCAGGUCACCAAGAUUGAGCAGGAUUCGGGAUGAUCCACAGUUCAUCUUGUACCUGAAGCAAGUUUUGAUGAACUAGUAGACUGAGUUGUGCCUAUUCCUACCUUCACUGUUAGCACAACCUGGGGUUUUCGUGCCUAAUCUGAAGUUAAACUGUACGGAUGAAAUAAGUUAUCAACGAUGCACGUGUGCAGAAGAAUCCUCCUCCUCAACCUGAGGAAAAUCCUGCUCUUCGUCCUUUUCGUGGGGACGUCCACCUACACGUAUCUCGCGGCGACUUUCCCUUACGAGGAACCGACUGACUCGAAGAUUCUAAGCCGGAUGCUCCAAGAUGUCCGAAGCCCCAGGGAUAAGAGAGAAGUCAUCUCAGAGAAACUCCAAGAUCAAAAAUCUGUUUCGAAGCUGAUCAUCAAAGAUGUAGAAGUCGAGCAGUCUGAUGAAGUAGAUCCACUAGAGUAUAUAUUUGGCGGUUUUCAAGACUCGUCUGUGACUACGUCAGCCCGUCCGCGGACAAGCAAGAAACCACCACCAAAGGCAGAAGCGCCGCCAGCGGCUGAGAAGCGAACUGCAGUCAUAGUCAUGACCCAGAUGAGGAGCGGCUCCACGUUCGUGGGUGAGAUUUUCAACCAGCAUCCUGAAGCCUUCUACUUCUUCGAACCGGUUUGGGCGCUGGAAUACAACAAAAACAAAGCCUACAACAGCUCCAAGUGGCAACUGAAACUACUGGAAGGGCUGUCAAAAUGCAGGUUUGAACCAAUUCGUGACAUCAUGCAGUUUUACCUCACCACGAAAGAACUGGGCGUGAUGAAGACGUGCAAAGCCAUAGACAAAAUGUGCGACGGCUACAGGAACAAAACGGCGAUGUGGCCAGGCAGAUGCCCGAUCCCUAACGACCAGUUCACGGAAAUUCUAGAGAUGAAUUGCAUCAAGAACACCUUCACGGCCAUCAAGACCAUACGACUGAACGACAUCACGCUUUUCAAGCCGCUUACAGAAGAUCCUGAGUUGGACUUCAAGAUUAUCCAGUUAGUUCGAGAUCCGCGGGCGAUUAUUGCGUCAAGACUUGCCCUGGUAAAGAACAACGUUUCCGUCACAAACCAACUGCACGACGACGUCGACAGGACCGAAGUACGAGCUGUCUGCAACUGGAUGACGACAAACAUGCAACCUUACCGAGAGAAAAGAGAAUGGCUGCGCAAGCGGUACGCUUUGGUUCGAUAUGAAGAUGUUGGCUUGGACCCUAUCACCACAAUGGCCAGAUUCUACAGGUUAAUAAACAUACCAAUGUCUAGAGAUGUCUCCAAAUGGCUCGGCAGUCACACCAAAACGUCCAAAAAACUCAAGGACAGAAAAGAUCCGUUCGGAACCAAAAAAGACUCGGAGAAAACCGCGAACGAAUGGCGGACACGGUUAAGUUUCCAACAGGUUGAAAUCAUCCAAUCAGAAUGCAAGGAAGCGAUGACGUUGUUCAACUACAAAUUUGUGGAGUCGAAUGAAGAACUAAAAGACAUAUCUGUCAGUCUGUACAAGAAAAGACCGCCUCUACUUUUCUAGAUAUCUUUUUCUUGUAUGUAGGUGUUCUUCAAACGAAUAUCAGGCGAAUUCAAAAUGAACCUGUACUUUUCCUUCUGGAACGUGUAGGUGACUUCAAAUCAUUGGUUGUAUAUCUGAUGUAAAAUAUGGUAGCAAAUAUAUCCCCAUGUAUUGUAUACCUAUCCAGCGUGGCCACGGUCAAAGUUUGUAACCGGCCUGCACGUGUUCAAAGAACACAUUUCAAUUAGAAUUAUUGUAAGGAAUGUGGAAAGUCAGUAAGUGUAUGAUAUUCAACCAAGAACUUUACCUGAAAUAUGAUAACCAAGUUACUACGUGGGCGAAAUAAUAUAUUUUCA
This is a messenger RNA of Branchiostoma belcheri (Belcher's lancelet), 2049 nucleotides long. RefSeq names its product carbohydrate sulfotransferase 1-like. Gene Ontology annotation, biological process: sulfur compound metabolic process; N-acetylglucosamine metabolic process. Lineage: Eukaryota; Metazoa; Chordata; Leptocardii; Amphioxiformes; Branchiostomatidae. The transcript has 2 exons. Bases 341 to 1714 code for a protein of 457 amino acids. The record is from RefSeq and is a predicted model, not a curated record. Gene Ontology annotation, molecular function: N-acetylglucosamine 6-O-sulfotransferase activity.